Messenger RNA from Dacryopinax primogenitus, 1413 nucleotides. Its product is annotated as mandelate racemase/muconate lactonizing enzyme. The record is from RefSeq and is a predicted model, not a curated record. Gene Ontology annotation, molecular function: hydro-lyase activity; magnesium ion binding. The transcript has 9 exons. Gene Ontology annotation, biological process: carbohydrate catabolic process; amino acid catabolic process. Lineage: Eukaryota; Fungi; Basidiomycota; Dacrymycetes; Dacrymycetales; Dacrymycetaceae. The coding region runs from base 1 to 1413 and encodes 470 amino acids.
AUGGCUGUUACGAUUACGGGAUUUGAGGUCAAGGACAUCAGGUUCCCCACCAGCCUGACUGGCGCUGGGACCGAUGCGAUGAACGUAGACUGCGACUACUCCGCGGCCUACGUCGCCCUUCACACCUCCUCCUCCCUAAGCGGGUACGGGAUGACCUUCACCAUCGGGCGCGGGACAGAAGUCGUGUGCCAAGCGAUCGAGCUUGUUGUCCAGCGCGUCCUGGGCAAGGAGGUGGAAGAGCUGUUCGCGGAUAUGGGCAAGACGUGGACAAUGUUGAUCGGGGAUUCGCAGUUGCGCUGGAUUGGUCCGGAAAAAGGGGUGAUACAUAUUGCUACUGCCGCAGUGGAUAACGCGCUCUGGGACAUGUAUGCCCGUUCGCGCCAUAAACCGCUCUGGAAGCUCGUUGCGGAUUUCACACCUGAGGAGUUCGUGAGAAGCACGGCAUUCAGGUACAUCACCGAUGUCCUUACUCCUGAGGAGGCGCUCCAGAUGCUCAAAUCUAAAGAAGCUGGGAAGAAGGACCGGGAGAAGCUUGUGCGUGACAUCGGAUAUCCAGCGUACAUCACCUCUGCCGGAUGGUUGAUGUACGAUGAUGAGCAGGUUGCGAGGCUGACGAAGGAGGCGAUUGGGCGCGGUUUCAACCACUUCAAGAUGAAGGUCGGAGCAGACUUCUCAAACGACUUGCGCCGUGCCAAACUCAUCCGCUCCAUCAUCGACGACCCUGCCAACCUCGCGCCAGGCAAGCAGAUCGAUCCUGCCAGCAUCGCUGGGAAGAACGCAGGGCCUACAGGGAGUGUGCUCAUGAUGGACGCGAACCAGGUCUGGGACGUACAGGAAGCGAUCGACUACGUCACCAAGCUGGCGGAGACGAAACCGUGGUUUAUCGAGGAGCCUACAGCACCGGAUGAUAUCCUGGGUCAUGCGGCCAUUAGGAGGACUCUCAAGCCGCUCGGCAUCGGGGUAGCAACAGGGGAGCAUGCGCAUAACCGAAUGGUAUUCAAACAGCUCUUGCAGGCGGAAGCGAUCGACGUGUGCCAGAUCGAUAGCUGCAGGCUAGCCGGGGUCACGGAGAUCUUGGGUGUACUGCUAAUGGCAGCCAAGUUCGGUAUCAUCGUCUGUCCCCACGCGGGAGGAGUUGGCCUAUGCGAGCAUGCUCUGCACCUCUCGCUCAUCGAUUACCUCUGCGUGUCGGGCACGAUGGAGCGCAAUGUGCUCGAAUACGCGGAUCAUCUGCACCAGCACUUCAUCAACCCCGUCACGCUCAACAGUAAUGGGAGGUACAAUGUACCGAAUGAUCCAGAGGCAGGUUAUAGCACACACAUGAAGGAUGCUUCUUUUGAAGAAUUCGGGUUUCCUAAUGGUGCGUACUGGAGGAGCGUCGCUGAGGGUAAUCCUAAGGAAGUCGAAUUGUAA